This is a messenger RNA of Coffea eugenioides, 1781 nucleotides long. RefSeq names its product double-stranded RNA-binding protein 2-like. The coding region runs from base 61 to 1470 and encodes 469 amino acids. NCBI's taxonomy places the organism in Eukaryota, Viridiplantae, Streptophyta, Magnoliopsida, Gentianales, Rubiaceae. The transcript has 4 exons. The record is from RefSeq and is a predicted model, not a curated record. Gene Ontology annotation, molecular function: double-stranded RNA binding.
GCGAAAGAGAGGUCAAAUUGAGCCCUCUCUCCUUCGGGACUUGCUGCUCCUCCCCGAAAAAUGUAUAAGAACCAGCUGCAAGAGCUGGCGCAGAGGAGCUGCUUCAAUUUACCGUCUUAUACGUGUAUAAGAGAAGGUCCGGAUCACGCGCCGCGUUUCAAGGCUACCGUUAACUUUAAUGGCGAGACGUUUGAGAGUCCACACUACUGCUCCACGCUUCGUCAGGCGGAGCACUCCGCCGCGGAGAUGGCUCUUAACGCGCUUGCUGGCCGUGGACCUUCCAACUCCUUAGCCGCCAGAAUUCUGGAUGAGACAGGUGUAUAUAAGAAUCUCUUGCAGGAGGUUUCUCAAAGAGUAGGAGCAUCAUUGCCAGUUUACGAAACUUUUAGAUCAGGCCUGGGACACCUACCUGUAUUUACAUGCACUGUAGAGUUGGCAGGAAUAAUAUUUACUGGUGAACCGGCUAAGAAUAAGAAGCAAGCUGAAAAGAAUGCAGCCAUGGCAGCUUGGACAUCUCUGAAAUUAAUGGUGCAGCAGUCUGAGAUUUCAACUUCAGAAAAGGCGAAGAAUGACGAGCAGGAGCAUGUAACUGUAGCACGGGCCUUGCAGAAGUACCUUUUUAAGGCAAGGUUGGCAAAAGAAACAUUUCCAAUUAGAUUUCCAACACAGAACACGAAACCUCCAACUUCAAUGCAGCCUCCAGCUACAUCAUCCAAAAUCCUUCCCUUUAUAUGUCCAAGACCAGCCCGCAAUAGAGCUGUCAUGGCAGCUGCAAACUCCAGUUCAAUAAGCUCGAAAAUAUCUCCUCAAAGCAGAUCCCCUAUGGGGAUCGUAAAUGAGAUGGUGAUCUGUCCUAAGACAACUCAAGGCCAGCCAUCAAGUCCUGCUGUUAAUAAUAAUCUCUCACUACCCACAGAGAGCCAUUGGUACAGGUGUCAAAAGUUCCCUGCAGCUGGAGCAGCACCCUACAUUCCCAUCCGACAUUUUAGCCCUCACCAGAGAAUUGCACCACCAGUAACUAUUCGCAAUGCAAUUCCUGUUUACUCUUCGCCACCAAUUCCCCCACCUUCUCAAUCUCCUCGGCUGAUGAGGCCUCCAACAUCAGGUAUGGCUCCGCCUGUUUGCCUAAGGCAGGCAAUUCCCAGUUACUCUGCUCCACCUGUUCGGCUGGAGCAGUUAUCCUUGUUAGAUUCAGCCAUUCAGGAGGAGCCACCAUUUCCCAAACCUCCAGUUAUUAAAUUUGAGGAGCCAUUAGGUUCUAAAGUUCCCCAAACUCAGAUAGAGAACACGAUAAGUGCCAAGGCAAUUUCCGGUGUAGUUCAGGAGCCAAUGCUUUCUAAAGCUCCAGCUAUUCCUGUUGAGGUGCCGUCAGGCUCUAGCAUCAAACCAAGUUCUGAAGUUUUGCCAGUUCGAGUUGAGUUACCAGUUCUAAAGGUAUCUGUUGGUUCUCCAGCCUGCUCAACACCUUAGACGGGACCUGGAAUGCAGAAACCAGAAAGCUGUGCUGGAGAUUAAUGGGGACUGGGGGCUUUGAAAUAGCUUUAAAGUCAGCCAGAAGUCAUGCAGAACCGUAGUGUUUGUACUGGGUGGAAUUCUAUAAGUUUUUAAAGUAGAUUUCAGUUUCUAGUGUUUUAUUUUUCCUCCCGUGUAGGAAUAGCAGUGGUUUGCGUUAAUUACUAAGUGCUGUUUUGGAUAAUCUUUAUUAAAGUGUUUGAGCAGUUUGAUAUCAUGGAUCUUUAAAUUAGUCACUUGUUUGGUCUUUUGGACAUGACCUGACGAUA